AUGUCUGAAAAAUCGAAUGAUAGGGGAAUUCAACUGUACACCAAGGAGUUUUAUGCCGCGUGUACUUUAGGCGGUAUUGUCGCUUGUGGUCCAACGCACUCGAGCGUGACGCCUCUGGAUCUUGUCAAAUGUAGAUUGCAGGUCGACCCUACGCUGUAUAAAUCCAAUUUGGACGGCUGGAAGACGAUCAUCAGAAAGGAGGGCUUUUCUAAAAUCUUCACUGGUUUCGGCGCGACAGCGAUUGGUUACUCGCUGCAAGGAGCUGGUAAAUACGGUGGCUAUGAGUUCUUCAAGCACUUUUAUUCGAAUUCGGUUUUGGGCCCGGAGUUGUCGUCGAAGUACACGACAGGUGUCUAUUUGAUGGCUUCCGCAACUGCGGAGUUUAUCGCAGAUAUUAUGUUGUGUCCGUUUGAGGCCAUCAAGGUCAGGCAGCAAACAACAGUUCCGCCAUUUUGCAAUAACGUUUUCCAGGGACUUUCGAAAAUCUAUACGCUAGAAGGAUUACAGGGUUUUUACAAGGGUAUUGUUCCACUAUGGUGCAGACAAAUCCCCUACACUAUGUGUAAAUUUACUUCUUUUGAGAAAAUCGUCCAGUUGAUUUAUUCAAAGUUGCCAAAACCCAAGAGCGAAAUGACUACCUUGCAGCAAAUUUCUGUCAGUUUCACCGGUGGUUACUUGGCUGGUAUUCUGUGUGCAAUCGUGUCCCAUCCUGCGGAUGUUAUGGUUUCGAAGAUCAAUAAUGACAGGAAGUCCGGUGAAUCGAUGGUCGGUGCGUCAAAGAGAAUCUAUCAAAAGAUUGGAUUUGGUGGUUUAUGGAAUGGCCUAAUGGUUAGAAUUGUUAUGAUCGGUACAUUGACAAGUUUCCAAUGGUUGAUUUACGAUUCCUUCAAGGUCAAGGUUGGUUUGCCAACGACGGGUUGA
Molecule: messenger RNA, 921 nt
Organism: Zygotorulaspora mrakii
Lineage: Eukaryota; Fungi; Ascomycota; Saccharomycetes; Saccharomycetales; Saccharomycetaceae
Gene: PIC2
Product: Cu/Pi carrier
Exons: 1
Coding region: 1-921 (306 amino acids)
Biological process (GO): mitochondrial phosphate ion transmembrane transport
Cellular component (GO): mitochondrial inner membrane
Molecular function (GO): phosphate transmembrane transporter activity
Source: RefSeq, a predicted model, not a curated record